AUGCGCUGUGCCGUCGCUUUAAAUUGGGAUUGCUGGUGCUCGGCUCCAUCCAGAGACUGCAGAGAGCGGGUGAAAAGCACCAUCAUCCCACAAACUCCUCUCAGCGCGCAAGGCUUCGAGCAAGACUAUGCGUUUUUUGCCUCUCCUAACCUUGGCUUUUCUGCCUGCCGUGGCAGGAGCAGUCAUUAUGUUUAUUUCUUGUUCUUGGCAGUGGUCAGCGCGCUGCCGGUAGAGAGGGACGCACAGAAGGAUGAACUGGUGACGCGGUGUAUAAUCGAGGCACUUUCCAAUGCUCUUUCCGAACAAGACUCUUCUCCAGUGACUUCGGAAUGCAGGGAAAUCCUGAAAAGUGAGAAGCAUGAAGUAGCAGAAAAGAAAUAUGAGGGAGGAAAUAAUUAUUAUGAAGAGGACAAGCACCUUGAGGACUCUGAAAAUCCUCCCUAUGAAGAUAAGGGAAGCCAGAGGGCUGUUGAGGAAUACCAGAGGCGGCAUUAUGAGGAAGACAAACAAAGUGAAGAUGAGAGUGAGGAAAGACAACAUUACAAACAAGACCAUGAAGAAGAAAAAACUGAGGUGAAUAACAGCAAGGAAGAAAGUAGAAGUAUAGAAGACUUCUAUCCAGUAAAAAACACUUAUCAUGUCAGAGACCAUGGAGAUCGCCAUUCAAAUCAACAACAUGAAGAAAGGAGAUAUGCAGAUAAAAGAAUUGAGCAAGAUAAUGAAAGAACAUACAGGAAACACAGCGAGGAAGAUACCACUCAUGAGCAAGAAGGCUCACAGAAAGCAGACAGUACCGAGAGUACAAUCAAUGUGUCUCAUCACAAGCGACAAGACAUUAGAAGUGAAGAGCCUUCUGAGGAGGAUGAACAAUUUGGCAUUCAUGGACACUCGAAUGAAAGAAGACUUGGACAUAUUGACACAGGGGCAGAGGGAUCUAAUGAAGAUCUCAAUAAUCAAGAUAACAGAAAUGGUCAUUAUGACCACAAGAAACCUGACUCUGAAGAUUUGGAAGAGCAAGAUAGUGAAGAAGGAGAGAAAUUACAUAAUGGUCCCAUACACUACCAGAAGAGAAACAACUAUGGUCAUUCAGAUGAGGAUAGGAGUGUCCACCGAAAUAAGAAGGACUCAGAUAUAUCUGAUGAAUCUAGUGAAGAUCUAGAAAGCAUCAAAAAUAUCCACAAUUACCUUAAAAGAUAUGAAAACCAGGUGGAGUAUGAGGAUAAAACAAAUAGGCACUCCAUGAGUAGCUCAGAGGAAUCAAAGGAGGAAAAACACCUUGACAAAAGGACCAAUAGUGAAGAAAAAAAAUACAAUGAAGAGGAAGAAAAGAGACAUCAUACUGACUACAAGAGGCACCACAGUGAAGAGGAAGAAGAGGGGGAUGAAAAACGAUAUUACAGCGAGGAAAAGCAACACAGCAGUGAGGAAAAAACAAAUAAUCCCAAUGAAAAGAAGCACCAAAGAGAAGAAAGUACAGAAGAAAGAUAUACUAGCAAUGGAAAAGAUGAAGAGGAAGAGAGAAAUACAGUCCAACAGUUUUGGUCGAAGAAAAGGCAUAGUUUGGAGGAUAGAUAUCCUGGCAGUGAAGAGGAAAUAAAGCGCAGUGAGCAUGGUCACUUCUAUCCGGAAUACGAAGAACAUGAUGACAAGAGGCAGAGAACAGAGUAUGAAAAAAGACGUGAGGAGCAGGACCAAGGCCAGAAUGAGGAACGUAAUGAAGAACACCCCAUAAGGCAAAACCUUGACCAUGAUUUCCAAGAGGAAAGGAUGUAUGAUAGAAUGGACAAGCUGGCACACUAUCUGAAGUCCAGGAAGCCGUCCAUGGAAAUCCCAAAACUUUAUGGUUCUGAGGAUGAGAAGGGAAAGCAAAAUCACAAUGAAGGAAAGAAAAAAAUGAACCACAGAGUAUUAACUGAAGAAGAGCAGAAGGAACUUGAAAAUCUGGCAGCUAUGGACUUGGAGUUGGAGAAAAUGGCAGAGAAGCUGCAUGACCAUCAUAGAGAUUAA
This is a messenger RNA of Pristis pectinata (smalltooth sawfish), 2007 nucleotides long. It is a transcript of the gene chgb, whose product is annotated as chromogranin B. The transcript has 5 exons. The record is from RefSeq and is a predicted model, not a curated record. Gene Ontology annotation, cellular component: secretory granule. Lineage: Eukaryota; Metazoa; Chordata; Chondrichthyes; Rhinopristiformes; Pristidae. Bases 1 to 2007 code for a protein of 668 amino acids.